AUGUCUACGCGACCUCAGCGAGUCGUCGCUCGAGAGGCCGAGGGGCACUCCACAGAAAAUACUUCUCCUAGUAUACGAAAGCGCAAAGUCUCUCGAGCUUCCAACCCAAAGAGUCACAAAGCACGAAGAUCCAUGGCUGCACAGUCCACACUUGACAAUAUAGACACCGAAGGUGGAAGGGCAGAAGAUGGGGAUACAAUGUAUGUAGACGAUCCUGCUCCUAUCCUCGACUCCAUUAUUGAUUUUGUUGCUUCUACUGUGACUAACUUAAAGCUUUUGGAUCCUGCCGCAUUUACAUUGGACUUGAAAGGUUUCUAUGAAUACAAACUAAUCUUGUCGCCAAUUAAAAUGCCAUUAUGGCAACCGAAAUGGGCACAACCAGAAUCAAAACCAAUUCCAGAUAUCGUGGAGAUGCCCAAAGAUUCGAACUCUCAAGAGCCGGAUCUUCGAAUUGAGUAUGCCCUUACUACCAUGUCAUUGACCUUGGAUACUAAGAUUGGCUGUAUAGUGAUGUAG
Penicillium paradoxum is the source of this 516-nucleotide messenger RNA. RefSeq lists its product as uncharacterized. The record is from RefSeq and is a predicted model, not a curated record. NCBI's taxonomy places the organism in Eukaryota, Fungi, Ascomycota, Eurotiomycetes, Eurotiales, Aspergillaceae. The transcript has a single exon. The coding region runs from base 1 to 516 and encodes 171 amino acids.